AUGGAUGCCGCUAUAUUAUUAGAUAGUCAGCGUGAGAUCCAAGUUCGAAUCUCACGCUCGGUCAAAUACCUGAAGAAGAUGGGCGCUCCUAACAUCACAUCCAGUGCCGUCACUACCCGCAUCAGACUUCUUGAUCAAGCCUGGGAUAAGUUCGUCAUCCAGCACGAUCAGCUGCGCAUUGCCCUGAAAGAUAAGUUCAGGGAAAGUGAUUACGUUACUUCAGGGCUCCAUGAUUUGACUGAAAAUACGUACGUACAGCAAAGGAGCAUCCUGGACGGCUACGCUGAACGCAUUCGGUCAGCCUCGGAAACCGUCAAGCUAAACGAAGCCGCUCCUCGAACCGCAUUACCUCGAGUCAGGAUUUUGCAGUUUUCGGGAGCUUACUCCGAGUGGCCAACCUUCCGAGAUCUCUUCCUGUCUGUCGUCGGUGAUAACGCCACCAUCUCUAACAUCAAACGCCUGCAUCAUCUUCGGUCGAGUUUGAACGGACAGGCUGAAAAAUUGAUAAGUUCAUUACCGGUGACAGGAGACAACUACGAACGUGCAUGGACGAUACUGUGCAAACACUACGAAAACGAGAGAGAACUCAUCCGAUGCAACUUCGCCGCAUUCACCGCCGUGCCGAGAAUGAAGAACGGAACCGCUGACGAACUGCAUCGCAUCCACAACGCUGCCGUCACAGUCGUCAACGCACAGGAGAGUAUAGGUCGUCCUAUUGAAUCUCACGGAAUGGACCUCCUAAACUAUCUUAUCGUCGAACAAUUCGACGCACACACUCGAAUGGAAUGGGAAAAUUCCAUAUCCGACUCCAACAAGUCACCACCGCACGAAACACUUUUGGAGUUCAUGACGCGACGGAUGUUCACACUUAACGCCGUGCAUCCGAAGACUCUCAAGAAGAACUUCGGAGAGUCUUCACGAACGGCGAAGACACAUGUUGCGAAGCACGGAACUGACCUUCCACAAUGCGCACUGUGCCAUGAAAAGCACCAUCUGAUGACGUGUCGCGAAUUUAAGACGAAAUCCGCUGCAGAUCGAAAGGCCUUCGUUGAGACGCACAGACUGUGUUUCAACUGCCUCGGAAAUCAUUAUCUUACAAAAUGUCAGUCGAAGAAGAACUGCUACACAUGCAAGGCACGUCAUCACACUUCACUGCACGACGCAUACAACACGGUCACCGCACAUACACCAGAAGCCACUUCACUCGCCGCACUGCACAAAGCCAAGGAGCAGAAGGCUGUACUCCUCGCCACUGCUCGGGUGAACGUAGCCGAUCGCCAUGGAGCACCGCACGACGUCCGAGCACUGAUCGAUCAGGGAUCAGAGGUGUCAAUCGUUUCUGAAGCACUGGUGCAACGACUGAACCUGCCUCGAUCACGCACCGACAUGGCCAUCUUUGGGAUCGGAGGCGCACGACCAGGAUCAACGCGUGGCAAGGUCACGCUGCACCUCACUUCGGACAUCACGAACGCCCGGCUCUCCGUGAUAGCGUUUAUACUGCCACGCCUAUCACUUCUCCAAGGCUCCACGUCCAGCACACCAGAAGAUUGGUCGCAUAUUCGAGGACUCCAACUGGCGGAUCCUCAAUUUCGCGAGAACGAUCCAGCCGAGCUACUCCUGGGAGCGGAGGUGUGCUCCUUAAUUCUUGAAGAGGGUUUACGCAAGGGUGAACCUCAGAUGCCAAUCGCGCAGAAGACAUCACUAGGAUGGAUACUCUCUGGAGGCUCCGACGUCGCAUCCGCAGAAGAGCACCGUCGCACAUUCCAGUGCACUGCCGAUCACGAGCUACUCGAGCUGGUGCAGCAGUUUUGGGAACAGGAACGGGAGCCCAACGCAGUCACGACACUCUCCGCCGAAGAGCAGCAAUGCGAGGAAUUCUUUGUGCACACGCACACUCGCACCUCUUCAGGACGAUACGUGGUGAAGCUGCCGUUCUCCUCACCAAUCACUGCACUCCGCGAAACCCGCAAACCAGCUGAGCGGCUUCUCACAACGAUGGAGAGGCGAUGCCUCUAG
Molecule: messenger RNA, 2016 nt
Organism: Nylanderia fulva
Lineage: Eukaryota; Metazoa; Arthropoda; Insecta; Hymenoptera; Formicidae
Source: RefSeq, a predicted model, not a curated record